Messenger RNA from Betta splendens (Siamese fighting fish), 2097 nucleotides. It is a transcript of the gene mpzl3, whose product is annotated as myelin protein zero-like 3. Gene Ontology annotation, cellular component: membrane. The transcript has 6 exons. The coding region runs from base 632 to 1387 and encodes 251 amino acids. The record is from RefSeq and is a predicted model, not a curated record. Lineage: Eukaryota; Metazoa; Chordata; Actinopteri; Anabantiformes; Osphronemidae.
GAGUAAUAAAGUGACAUGAAUCAACAGAAAAAUUGACUGAAAAUGACUCAUUGUGCUUGAUGCCGCAGAGGAGCAGAUAUUAUAUCAGAGAAACAAACUAGAAAAACAAAUACAUCCUCCCAUUAGAGAUAAUUAAGACAAUGAGAUAAUUAAAGACUGGGGACUGGGACAGUGGAGUAAAAAUACAGUAGGAGGGAAGUACCAAAGGUUUUUUUAAUUACGCUGCCUGGGGAAUCGCUUGACAGAGAGGUCACACGAGGGAAAAGGGAUUUUAUUUUUACAUUUUAUUUUGGCUCCACAGCGUGACGUAAAUGGAAACGUCGGGAAAUUACACCCACAGAGAUGCACGCUCGUAAUUUCACCCAGAGACAGUAUAGGUAUUUUAUGGGCAGUUAUUAAUAGAAUGUAGACUAAUAAUAACAAUAAAACGAUAAUAAACGCUUAAACGCUCGAGGUGAAGAGUUUUUUUUUUUUUUUGAUCCAGCGGCUCCACUUCCUGGUGCACCUGUUUUUCAGGUAGGACGGACCUGAACCACCACCAAACAACACUAUGGGCGGAAUGUAUCCGAAACUUUGACGCAACUUGUCUUUUUUUGUCGUCACGCAGGUCUUUGCGUAUCCACCUCCUACAAUGCGCCGACUGCGACGCGGGGGUCCCGCCGUGGACGUCGCUUUGUUCGGCGCGAUCGUCUGCGUCGCCCCUUCUUUAGUCUUCGCCAUCCUAGUACAAACUCCAGCGGAGCUCCAUGCGGCUAAAGGGGACACCGUCACGCUGCCCUGCACCUUCACAUCCACCAGCAGGCCGACCAGUAGGAUGAUAGUGGACUGGUCGUACAGGCCGCAGGACGGAGGGCCGCCAGACAAUUUCUUCCACUUCUCCUCCAAGGAGUCGCUCUCGCCAAGCGGCCAGUUCACGAACCGCAUCCGGUGGUACGGCAACCCGGCGCGAGGCGACGUCUCCAUCCAGCUGAUCAACGCCACGCUGACCGACAACGGCACCUACGCGUGCUCCGUCAGAAACCCGCCGGACGUCCACGGGUCUCCGACAUCACACAUCGUCCUCACUGUGACGCCUAAGAAGCCCGGCGUUCGCUUCUCCGACGUGGCCGUGCUCCUCGCCUUCGUCCUCCUCCCCUCCGCCGUCGUCACCCUCGUUCUUAUUGGACGGAUACUCUGUCCCAAGGAGGGACACAGCCAAUCGAAGUCGCACAGAUCGCCCAUAGAGGUCAUAGAGGGAGAGGACUAUGGCGUCCACCAACCACAAGCCAAUGAAAAAAAGGCCUCAUGCUGUACCCUAUUUCUCAUGGACCCAGAGGAUGAAUUUAAGUAUCACAACUCAAAGAAAAAGACCUCCAUGGAUGAAGGCUGCGCUGAGUCUCGGUGCUAGAGAACCCUGGUGGCUGGGGGAUGUAACUGCACCGUCUGCUUGCUUUAGGGAGUGGAAGCCACCGAAUGGGAAUCAGCACUGGAAUCGUCCGUUGAUGUUUUUUAUUUUUUUCCUAUUUUUGUCUUUUUUCUGCAGUCAAACACUCAACCAGUCACUUUGGUGAUGGAAGUCUGGUUUCAUACCUGUUUACUUUCUGUCUACAGAACAUUAUAGUCUGUCUCUUUCUGUCACUGUGACUCUUGGUCACUGCAUGUGCCUUUGUGGAACACAGUGACAUUUGACUUGAAUACUCUGCUACCUUGAAAAGACACAACAACUCGAUUUAUCUUAGCGGGACGCUUGACGUCUCACUCUGCGCUCUGGGUGGAAUCGAAAACGCUGCGAACACGAGAUGAGACGCGAGGACUUAUUGAGGCUGUCGACUUUAAAAAUGAAAACGUGACAGCGUUUGAUGGCGCUGAAUGUAUUUCUCACUCAGUCUGUGGUGGUGAACAACUGGUAUCAAUCUUUCAGGUACCGGUGGACACAAACACUGAGGAGAAACCGUAUAUUUAUGUUUAGUGAAGGAGAUAUUUGUUGUCUAACUUAUGACAUAGAAAACUUCUGUCGUGUCCGUCAUGAUUAAAAACAAACGGAUUUGGAUUAUUUGUGACCUCUGUACUGUAAAUAUAGUACUGUAUAUAAAAUAAAGUAUAUUUGAGUUUUCUGUA